UUAAGAAAAAAAAAAGAUUGGUCACAAGGUUUAAGAAACGUACUAAAAAUAAGUUUAAAGGAUUCAUUAUUGAACGAAAUUUUAAACCAAGAAACAGUUCAGCAUGGGUGGUGGUAAAUGACGUCAAACACAAAGAAGUGGGCGGAGUCGAAUUUUUUUAAAGCCUCUGAUUUGCUCUCCUUCAUUUCAUCGAUUGUUUGACCUGACCAACCAAAUCAUUCCAGGGGUAGGGCAGUGGAUAAACCAAUCAAUAACCGCAGUCUUUUCUAUGUCAAAUUAGCAUACGCUGUGUAUAAAAGCAAGUGCAUUCCGUUGAAGAAAGUACAUCCAGAAAACUAUAAACGACGAUCAUGCCUGAACCAGCAAAGACCGCACCCAAGAAAGGUUCCAAGAAGGCGGUAACUAAAACCGCCGGCAAAGGAGGAAAGAAGCGCAAGAGGACAAGGAAGGAGAGCUAUGCCAUCUACGUGUACAAGGUGCUGAAACAGGUUCAUCCUGAUACUGGAAUCUCCUCUAAAGCGAUGGGUAUCAUGAACUCGUUCGUCAACGACAUCUUCGAGCGCAUCGCCGGUGAGGCGUCUCGUCUCGCUCAUUACAACAAGCGCUCCACCAUCACAUCGAGAGAGAUCCAGACCGCCGUGCGUCUGCUGCUACCCGGGGAGUUGGCCAAACACGCCGUGUCUGAGGGCACAAAGGCCGUCACCAAGUACACCAGCUCCAAGUAAAGCGCUGAAUCAAUUUCUGCGAUCCAAAGGCUCUUUUAAGAGCCACCCACGUUUACACAUAAAGAGCCCUUUUUCUGCUGUCUGUGGAAGUAAGGUACUUCUAGAAACCAAAUAAUUAGUUUGUCGCUGCUCCAUAUACUUCUGAAAGGUUUUUCACACCAAGCAAAGAUUUCUUUUUAAUUUCUACAAGUUUUCUUUGAAGGAAACUGGGUUGGUCGAAGUUGACCUUUAAUCUGUGAAAACAUCAGCAUAUAUGAUAUCAAAGUAAAUGUGAAGGGGAUUGUACGCUUCAACGUAGUUUUCAUCAUUUACUUAUUUCAAACCCUUUUUCUUCUGCACAAAAAAUAUUCUGAGGAAAGCUAGAACCCUGUGACCAUUGACUUCCUUGGUAUGUUUUUCCUACAAGUCAAAGAAUACAGGUUUUACAUGUGGACUACUUCAUUCAAGAAUCAUCUUUUGUGUUCAACAUUAAAACUGUAAGGCUUGUAAUCGCUUUGGGGUCAGUAUAAAGUGUUUCCAUGAGCUUUAUGAGGGCUGGCAAACCAGCUAAAGAUGCAAUAACAGGCAGUUUCAGGUAAAAGAUGGAACAUAAGAGAAAAAAGCUUUUCUGGUCCACUUUUUUUUGCUAAAUUUUCUAAUUGUUCCCAACACCUUAGAUUGUACUGCGUUUUCACUGACGAUGCUAUAAUAAAAGUGUCAUUGACUUGG
Molecule: messenger RNA, 1433 nt
Organism: Danio rerio (zebrafish)
Lineage: Eukaryota; Metazoa; Chordata; Actinopteri; Cypriniformes; Danionidae
Source: RefSeq, a predicted model, not a curated record